Molecule: messenger RNA, 1013 nt
Organism: Grammomys surdaster
Lineage: Eukaryota; Metazoa; Chordata; Mammalia; Rodentia; Muridae
Gene: Slc25a16
Product: solute carrier family 25 member 16
Exons: 9
Coding region: 1-999 (332 amino acids)
Biological process (GO): transmembrane transport
Cellular component (GO): mitochondrial inner membrane
Source: RefSeq, a predicted model, not a curated record
AUGGCGGCCCUGGCGGCCGCGGCGGCCCUGGCGGCGGCCGAGCCUGCACCCGCCGUGCCGCAGGCGGCGGGGAGCGGGGGCCCGACUUCGCGCCGGGACUUCUACUGGCUGCGUUCCUUCUUGGCAGGAGGUAUUGCUGGAUGCUGCGCCAAAACCACAGUUGCCCCCUUGGAUCGAGUAAAGGUUUUAUUACAAGCUCACAACCACCAUUACAAACACUUAGGGGUACUGUCUACACUGCGCGCUGUUCCCCAGAAGGAAGGCUACCUUGGACUGUAUAAAGGAAACGGCGCGAUGAUGAUCCGGAUCUUCCCCUACGGUGCCAUCCAGUUCAUGGCCUUUGAGCACUAUAAAACGUUCAUUACUACAAAGCUGGGAGUUUCUGGUCAUGUGCACAGAUUAAUGGCUGGAUCCAUGGCAGGCAUGACAGCAGUUAUUUGCACUUACCCCCUGGAUGUGGUCAGGGUGCGCCUGGCCUUCCAGGUGAAAGGAGAGCACACCUAUUCAGGGAUCAUCCAUGCCUUCAAGACAAUCUAUGCCAAGGAAGGCGGUUUCCUUGGAUUCUACAGAGGUCUGAUGCCUACUAUAUUAGGAAUGGCUCCAUAUGCAGGUGUUUCCUUUUUUACCUUUGGUACCCUGAAGAGUGUUGGGCUUUCCUAUGCUCCCACCCUGCUUGGCCGACCUUCGUCCGACAACCCCAAUGUCUUAGUUCUGAAAACUCACAUAAACCUCCUUUGUGGUGGUGUUGCUGGAGCAAUAGCACAGACAAUAUCCUACCCAUUUGAUGUGACCCGUCGGAGAAUGCAGUUAGGGGCGGUCCUACCGGAGUCUGAGAAGUGCCUUACCAUGCGGGAUACCAUGAAGUACGUCUAUGGCCACCACGGGAUUCGGAGAGGAUUGUACCGUGGCUUAUCUCUGAACUACAUCCGCUGUAUUCCCUCUCAGGCUGUGGCCUUCACAACGUAUGAACUUAUGAAGCAAUUUUUUCACCUUAACUAAAAGAAAAAAAAUCA